Messenger RNA from Zophobas morio, 1634 nucleotides. RefSeq names its product protein Red (gene beag). NCBI's taxonomy places the organism in Eukaryota, Metazoa, Arthropoda, Insecta, Coleoptera, Tenebrionidae. Gene Ontology annotation, biological process: mRNA splicing, via spliceosome. Gene Ontology annotation, cellular component: nucleus. The coding region runs from base 114 to 1559 and encodes 481 amino acids. The transcript has 2 exons. The record is from RefSeq and is a predicted model, not a curated record.
GACAAUUGACAUUUGAUAUCUGUCAAUAGUGUCAAUACUGUCACUUGUCUUGAGUCGUUUUGUGCUCCUUUGUAUUUUCAUUUUUCGUGGUUGUUGGCGGCUCAAUUUCCAAAAUGCCGUCAGACGCCGCCCCCGGCUCUCAGCGUUUGACGAACGAUGACUUCAGAAAAUUACUAAUGACCCCACGGGCAACCCCCGCGAAUGCCCCAGCCCCAGGGUCAAUUCGUGAAGCCAUGGCUAAUUCUUCAUCCAUGGCGCCCCCCAAAGAGGACAAAAAUGAGGCUCGACGGAAAAAGAAAAGUUAUUACGCUAAACUGAAAAAACAGGAAGACAACAAAAUGGCAGAACUUGCCGAGAAAUACAGAGAUCGAGCGCAUGAGAGGAGACAGGGGGUUAAUCCCGACUACCAGAAUGACGAUCCUGUGGCAACGGCACAAGCUUACCGAGCAGUUGCCCCCGAUUUAAAAUCAGGGUUCGAUGCAGCGGAACGCAGAAGACAAAUGAUUCAAGAAUCGAAGUUCUUGGGUGGUGAUAUGGAACACACCCAUUUGGUAAAAGGGUUGGAUUAUGCUUUAUUGCAGAAAGUGAGGAGCGAGAUUCAACAAAUUGAGCAGGAGCAAGAACAGGAGUUGGAGAGAAUAGCGACGAAACAUUCAGAAGAAAAAGAAAAAAAGGAAACGCAGAAGAGGGAAGAGGAUGAACUUAAAUUUAAAACAAAAAUUGGGAAGUCGAUUUAUCACACGAUUUGUUCUUUAAAGAGUCGGCAUAUUGAGAGGUCCGAAAUUUUUGUGCCCGGGCGCAUGGCGUACGUCAUCGAUUUAGAUGAUGAAGCUGAAAGUGACAUCCCGACUACCCUCAUACGUUCAAUUGCAGACGUGCCAUCGUUUGAACUUACCACAACCUUAACUACCAAUGAUAUAGUCAUCAACAAGCUUACGCAAAUUCUGAGUUACCUACGUCAAGGUAAUCGCAAAAACAAAAAGACGAAAAGGGGGGUUCCGGAAUCUCGUGAGAAUGAACAAACUGAAGAACAGGAAGGUAAAAAGCCGGCGAAGCGCCCCACGAUGGAUGACUCCAUUUAUGGAGAAAUUGGGGAUUAUGUACCAACUAGAAACAGCAAGCAUGGUUCAAGGGAGCACCACAAUAAGCAAUCAUACUUUGAUAAACAAGAAGAACCUCUAGAUAAUAAUGCUCCAUCAUUCAAAGUCAAUAAGUCAGCACAAAUUUUGAAUAAGUUAGCACAAGAACCUGAGGGUUAUGCCGAGUGUUACCCAGGAUUAGAGGAAAUGAACGACGCUAUUGAUGAUUCUGAUGAUGAAGUGGAUUACUCAAAGAUGGACUUGGGUAACAAAAAAGGACCUAUUGGAAGGUGGGACUUUGAUACCGCUGAGGAGUAUUCUGACUACAUGAACCAAAAGGAGGCUUUGCCCAAAGCGGCAUUCCAGUAUGGGUUGAAAAUGGCAGAUGGGCGAAGAUCAAGGAAACAUAAAGACAAAAAUGAGAAAGCUCAUUUAGAUAGGGAGUGGCAGAAGAUUCAAAGUAUCAUUAAAAAGAAGUAAUUUAUUGUAUUUAUAAUUGUAUACUUGAUUGUACCUAUAUGCAGGUAGCUUAUAAUGAAUAUAUUGUUAAGGAUU